AUGGAUAAAGAAUAAGUAAUACCUACUCUACAACAAUAAGAGAGAGAGUUAGAGAAGAAACGAAUAGGAAAAGGCUUAGAAGAACAUUUCAAAUUGUUUAAUGAUCUUUUGAAAUUAAAAUAAGCUUCAUACACAAAGGCGAUUAUAAUGCUAAUUGUUGCUUUUAUUCAUCAUAUUACGAGUUAAAUUCGAUAGUACCUUAAUCUGUAUAUUCAGAUAUAAAAACGUGAUAAAUCUCCACUAUUCAUCAGAGUCUACUAUUCUUGAUCAAAUAAUAGAAUCCGGUACCUACUUUGACAUUCAAGGUUUACUUAGACAAGACAUUACAAUCAAUUAUAUAAUGGUCUCAGUAUUUUUACUAACAACAAUUGGUAAUACCUUACUUUAUUUAAUUCUUUAUGUAUUACAAUCAGAUGACUUCAGAGUUAGAAAAAAGUUUAUAGGAAAAGUAAUUAUAUUUUACUAUCAUAGAAAUUUGUGUAAUUAUCAGAAUGGUAUAUAUGGAUAUUCCAUUAUCCAGCUUUGGUUGUCUUCUUUGAAAAUAUAAUUUGUGGUCCUUCUAUGGAUUGUUCAUUAACUUUAGAAAGAAAAGUUUUAAUUGUUAUUUCAAUAUUAGGGUAAUACACAACAUUUUAUAUUAGAGUAAUUUUUGGAGUUUUCAAUAUAUUUUUCUUAAGUGUGUUUUUUCAUAAUGAUAGCAGUUAGAAAAAGGAUUGUUUAAAUACAGAAAAUUCUAUCUAUUUAGCAAUGUUUCAUUUAUUUAGAGCUUUCUAAGCUUUCUUAAUUUGUUUUAAGUAACAAAUUUAUUAUCUUUUAGUUCAAAUGAAUAUUCUUAUCUUUGGAUUAUGAUGAUUUGUAUUUUUUUAGGAUAUUCUUUCUUUCUUUUAAAUUGCUUAUUCUAUAGUGGAUAUAUGGCUUUUGCUACAUCUAUUAUACGUAAUACUUUUAUGAUUUUAUUAAUUAUUAUGGUUUCAUCUAGCUUUUCUAUGAUGAUUGAUGAACUUUGUCGUUUUAAUACACUUGAAUAAUAAUUUGAAAAUUUUAGUUUAUUUUUUACUUUGUCAUUCCUUUUUUUAGUUUGUUGCUUUAUUUAUAAUUUAAGAAAUUCUAAUUAUGAAGAUAUCAAUUAUGAAAAGGCAAGUGAUACUGAUUUUGCUAGACAAGUUUUCAUUGUAAAUUCACUACUAGAAGUUACUAAUUAAGAUAUUAAUGUUGAUUUAUUUUUUAAAGGUAUCUUGUAAAGACAUAUGGAAUAAGAAUGCAAACAUACAAUUAUAUAAGGUGAAGGAAGAUGUUUUUGUAAAAAAAAAAAGACUUAUGAUUCUAAAAAAAGAAAAGAAGUUAUGCUUGAUGAUUGGCUAAUUCAUAAGAAUAUCUAUGUUAAAUUUUUAAUCAAAUCAUGGAUUGAAACUAAACUUAUGGAUAACCCUAAUUCUAUUGAAUUACAAUUACUUUAUGCUCGUUAUAUGUUCUUUAAAUUUCAAAAUCAUUAAAUUUCAUUACAUAUUUUAAAUAGUUUAGAAAAACGAUUUCUAUUUAUUAUUAAUAGAUAUAAAGCUUAUUAAUUAAAAAUGAAAAUUAUGAGAUAUGUAAAACAUCGGAAUUAAGAAAGUUAUAGAGAAAAAUUAGAAAUCUAAAAUGCUUUACAUAUUGAAGAUUUGAUUGAAACUAUUAAAUAGAAUAUUAAUAAUAUUAUGAUAUAAAAUUGUUCAUUUUGGAAAUGUUUAUAGAAAGAAGUAAUAGAUUUGAAAGAAUUGGAUGAUAUGCUUAAAAGCUAAUUUGAGAAAAUUGAAUAAACUAAUAAUUUAUGGGUUUAGAUAUAAAAUUAUUUAGACUUCAAAAAAAAAUGGAAAUUUUAUUAUGCAUGGUUUACUCUUUAUAUUCAAAAUAAGAAAUUAAAAAAUAAAAUAUUAGAUAAUUUUUAAGGAUUAUCAGUGAAUGAGAAUGACAUAUUUUCAGAAGAAGUUUAAGAAAAUAAUUUAGAAGAAGAUAUAGCAAGUGUAAAAUCAGAUUAAGAAUUAAAAAUAGAUAUGGAAAAAAUAGAUAUAAAAAGCAAGAAAAUAAUUUUUGAUAAAAAAGCUUGCAUAAUAUAAACUACUGAUGAUCCUGAUUCUUUAAUUAUAAAAGUAAAUAAAUAGUUUACAAAAAUCUUUGGUUAUACUUAUGAAGAAGUUGCUAAUAAAUUUUAAAUAGCAUAAUUAAUGCCUGAUAUAUAUUCAAAAGUACAUCCAUCAUUAUUAAAUGAUUAUAAAUUAACAGGAAAGGCUAAUUCACUAUAUUCAUAAAGAAAAGUAUAUUGUAUUCAUAAGAGUGGAUAUAUGUUUACAGCAUAAAAGUUUCUUAAAUUAUAUGUAGAUUUAAAUGGAUAAUCACAAUUUGUGGUUAUGAUUAGACCAACUGAUUUAAAUAAUGAAAAGAAACAUGAUGUAAUAAUAUUAAAUUAAGAUUGGGAAAUUAAUGGAAUGACAUAAAAUGUAAUCUAAUCAUUAUAAAUUGAUUAGUCAUUAUUUUAAAAAUAAAAAUUAUAAACCUUAAUAAAUAUUUUAUUAUUUGCACCCAAAUUAAUAUAAUUUAGUAGAGCAUGUUAAUUAAUUAAUGAAGAAACAGAUUUAGAAUUAUUUGGAAUGUAAAAACUUAAAAAGAAAAAAGAAGAACCUUUACUUAAAUCAACAAAACAUUUUAAUAAUUUACCUGGAUAAAUUAAAAUUUAAGUAAAUAUGACAAAUUCAGGUUCAAAUAAUUUGAUACCUGGUAAAAGUGGAAAGGCAUUAUCAUCUGAUGUUGAUUUAUCAUCAAAUUAUUUAUAAAUGUAAUCUUUAGAUGUACCAGAUGAUAAACAAUUUUUAUAAUAAGCUAGUAGUGUUAGUGAUAAAAAUGAAGUUUAAGAUUUUAAACAUUAAAUUGAUUAAUAUUCUGAAAUGUAAAAAGAUAUAAAUGAAUAAUAAAAUAAAAAAGUUGAUGAAUAAAUUAAAAAAAUGUAUGAAACAUAAUUUUAGAAUAAUUAUAAAAGAAUUUAAACUAAAUUUGAUAAUAAUGCUGCACAUUCAGGAGAUAUAAGUGAUGAUAAUAUAAGUAGAGAUGAAAUUGUUAAAUAGAAAGGAUAAUUUGUUUUAGAUGGUAAAGUAAAUAAUGGAGAGCCAAUUUCAUUUCAUAUGAAAUUAUCAGAUAAAUUUUUAGCUGCUUGUAAACAUUAUACAGAUUCUAAAUAUAAAUUAUAUUAAAUCAAGAAAUAAUAAGAUGAUGUAAUUUUAUUAAAUAUUUAAGCAUGUUAAAUUAGAAGAAAAAUAAGAUAAAGAAAAAGAAAAAGUCAAAACAAAAGUUAAUGAUAAGAAAUUAUUUUUUAAAUAAGGAACUUAAUAAAGAGAAUUUAAGAAAAAAGCAAGAUUAAUGUUUUAAAAAGCAGCUGAAAGAAGAAAAAAUGAUGAAGAUAAAGGUUAUUAUGAUUUGAUAAAGGAAAUUUAUUAAGAUAUUUUAAAAGAUUAGUAGAAAGUCAAAUCAUUUAAAAUUAUUUGCACUAUUUCAUUUUAUAAAAUUAGAGAUGAACGUAUAGGAAUAAUGAAAGUUUCAAAUAUUUCAGAAAUACUUAAAAAUAAAAUUAGAUAAAAUGUUCGUAAAUAAUCUUAUAUGAUGUUACAUAAAGGUCUUUCUAGAGGUAUUUGUUAUUAAUAUAAUAAUUUAGAAAUGUCAAGACUUAAGAGUAUAUAAAAUAAUGAUGGUGCAAAAUAUUUAACAAUGACUAGUGAUGGAGAAAGUAAAAUAAUUUCACCUCUUCAACCAUAAACUUCUCCAAAUAAUUCAAAAAAUUAAAUUAAAACAGCCACAAAAUCAAAUGGAUUGGGAUAUUAAUUAUAAAAAGAAGAUAAUUUAGAAGAUUUAGAAGAAAAAGAUGCUCUUGUAGAUUUUAAAGGUCAACCAAAAAUGAUCAAUUGGGAAACCUUUUAAAAUUAAUUUAAGAUGCAAUAAGGUACUUAAAGUUUCUCUUUAAAUGUUCUUGAUAACAUUUUUAGAAAAGAAGAUAAUAAUAAACCAAGAAAAUUACUUGUCAAAAUUUCAUAUUUAACUUGGUUUCUACGUUUUAUGUAUGUAACUAUUUUAACAUUGAAUUUAAUAACAUACUUUCUAAAACCUUAUUCGGUAUAUUAAAAAUUUAUUAUAGGACUUUUUACCAAUUAAAACUUAAUCUGCACGUAUCUUACAAUUAUCCCAAAUGUAAACCUAUAUAUUUGAAGCCUAUGACACAAUUAUGGAUUUACUAUUAUACAAAAAUGCCAAUUUUUCUAAUUUAUUAGUUAAAGGAAUUGCUCUUAAUUCUUAAGAACAAUUUUUUAAUUAUUAAACCUAAUAAAUAGACCAAGGAUAUGAAUUUUUUAAAUUAUAAAUUAGAGAUCUUAAUUUAUAAGAAACAUUUUUGGAUGAAUCUAUUUUUUACAGUAAUUCAAUGAUUGAUGAGACUAUUGCUUAAAAUUUAAAUGUUCCUAUCACAUUAGAUUAUAAAGAUAUUUUUACAAAAGUAAUACUAAUUGAACAUUAAGUAUCCAUUUUAUCUUCUGAUGAAUUAAUAUAACUUAAUGAAUCAAAUUCUUUGGUGAAAUUUAUUAGAAAUGUUACUCUUCCUACAUUAUAUUUAUAAUUUAAUACUGCUGUCAUGAUUUUGGAAGAUAUUCUAAGUGAUAAGGCAAGUUCAAUGUCAGAUUUUGUGAUAAUUAUUUUAAUUUUGGAAUCUUGUAUAUUUAUUAUUGGAUUUUUUGGUUUAUUACUAAUCAUUUUAUGGAUUUGUUAAACUUUCAAAGCAGUAUUAAAAAUGUUUAUAAUGAUUAAAAAAAAUGAUCUAAAUAAAAUUGUCAAAUAAUAAUAGUUUGUUUAAACUUAAUUUUAAUAUAUAUUGAAUAAAGAUGAUGAAAUAUCUGGAAUACUCUAAUAAAAUGAUAAAAAAUUACAAAUUACAACUAAAACUAAUUUUUAAUAAUAAUAAAAUUUCCUUCUUAUUAAUGAAGUUGAAGACUAAAACUUAACUAAAAGAAAAGAUAAGUAGAUUUUUGAAAAGCAAUUACUAAAAAAAUUAACCAUUAAAAUGUCAUUAAUCUAUAUAUUAUAUGUUCUAUUUUCAUCUUCUGCUUCUUUAGUAUUUUUUUUAACAUUAAGUAAUUCCUCUUAAUAAAUAACUCUUUUAAUUAGUACUGGUUCAGAUUCUAUUUAAGAUUUCAGUGAUAGUUAAUUAUUAUUGGUUUCAGUCAAAGAAAAAUAUUUUAAUCCUAAUCUAUAUAAUUCAAAUCGCUUAGAAUAAAUAUAAACUAUUCUAGAAGAACAAAUUGCAGAUAUCAAAAGCACUCCUUCUAUUGAAAAUCCAAAUUAUGGUACAUAUUAUACAAGUUUUCAAUCUAUAUAUUUUGGUAAUUUAUGCACAUAUCUUGCUGAAAAUUCUUAUUUGGAAACUGAUGCUGCUGAAGAUUGUUAAACUGUUUUGAAUGGAAAAUUAAAAUAAGGAGUUGUAGCAUUUAAUUAGUUGUAUUCUUCUGUCACUGAAGGUAUUUAUCUUAAUUAUAUUAAGAUUAUGUCUUGAAUAAAGAAACUCGAUUUGGUUAGAUUAAUUUGGAAACUAUUUGGUAAUACAAUAUUGCUAUAGAUUAUAUCAAAUCAGCCUUCAAAGCUUUACUAACUUCUUGGUCAAAAGAUUUAGGGAAUCUAAUUGACCAAUAUUUUACCCUUAUACUUGUAUUGCUUAUUGUCAUGGUUGUUUUUUAACUUCUAGUAUUUAUUACCAUAGCAGAAAUGUACUUAGUAAAUUAAUUGAACAAAUCUUUUCAGUUCUAUAGAAAAAUAUACAAGUCUUAUAUGCCCAAUGAUAUCAUAUAAAAAGAAAAAAUUAUUAGAGCUUCACUUAUCAAAUAUAGUAUUAUUAAAAGAUGA
Paramecium sonneborni is the source of this 5907-nucleotide messenger RNA. Lineage: Eukaryota; Ciliophora; Oligohymenophorea; Peniculida; Parameciidae. The record is from the annotation of a GenBank genome assembly.